This is a messenger RNA of Owenia fusiformis, 2136 nucleotides long. The record is from the annotation of a GenBank genome assembly. Lineage: Eukaryota; Metazoa; Annelida; Polychaeta; Sabellida; Oweniidae.
CGGCUAUAUUUAGAGAAGUUUUUGCACAAUUCUAGCUAUAAGAUCAUCAACUAUGACCUUAGGAAGAAACAAAAAUCCUUUUAUUAAUUAUACAUUGCUCUCUUUAUAUAUUUCGAAAGCAUUUGAAGCAGAACUAUGGGACAAUCUAAAAAUGCGAAACUGACUUUCUUUGGAGCUAGCUCUACUCGAACCGGAAGUAAAAUCUGCGCAAACAGAGGUGAAAAUAAACCCGGUACUGGCUGCAUUUAACUUGUUAACAAAACGCUUUUUCUUAAAGUUAAAUAUUAACAUCUUCCUUAUAAGUAUUUUGAACAACACUAUUAUUUAUCACUGAUUAUAUACUUCUUAGUAUUCUACUGCACUAUAUCAGAUACCAACAUUGUAAACAUUUGUAAGACCUCAACGAACAAAUGGCUGAAAUUGAACUUCCAGAAACAAAGGAAUAUCACCUAUUCUUUGGAUAUGCUACUUCAGAUGGAGAAAGAAUGAAAAAUAUUGUGAAGAAGCUGGAGAAAUCUCCAUACAACAUUAAAUGCGCUUACGGUCAGAGGGACUUUAUGCCUGGGUGUGACAAUAUAAAUGAAAUAGACCGAUGCAUUUUAAAAAGUAUGAAGACAGUGCUUCUAAUCACACCUGCUUUCCUGGAGAGUUGUUGGUGUAACACAGAACUGAGUAAAGCUCAUGAUCUAAGAAUUAGAGGUCUUGCGAAUAUGGUGCCUGUCAAAUUGGAGAACUGUGAAAUACCAGUGUCUAUAAAUUACAUGUCAUAUUUGGAUGCGGUACACAUGAACGAUGAGGAGCUUGUUAAGAAGAUAUGGCAAUCACUGAAACAGAACCCAGAUGAUUUGUCAGGAUAUUUACGUGAAGCAGUUGCGAUAAAUGGUUCUCACUUUUCUAUUCAUGGCAAAUAUAAUAUGGGGAUAACAUACAGUUUGAAAGGAAUUAUCCAUAGGAGGUGGGAUGCAAUUCAGUUUCAACGUGAAGAUGAACUCAAAGAAGGUCUUGAACAAAGGAAAAUAGAAAUGUCAGGGGAUACACUUCGUGAAAUCAUGGACAAUAUUCAGCAAUACUAUGGCAAACUCAAUACGAUGUUAGCUACCAUUCUAGUGUUCAUAUUGAUUAUUCUAGGAUUCUAUUCAAAUGCACUAUUAUUUAUGCUCAUGUUUCUUGGUUACCUAUAUAAGGCCUACAUGUACCAUCAACGUAUUUGUUGCAGGAUGUUGUCAAAGCACUCAAUAUCACUGGGACACAAGCAUAAAGUACUUUUAAACAUAAACUUUACAGUGGACUCAAUAGUACUUAACAUCAUGAAGUAUGAUCUAAAGCCCUGCCUUGAACAUUGGCAACAAAGGAUUACACAAAGGGGAAACUUAUUGGCAACAAACAAGAAUGUCCUCAAAAUGAUAGUGUUAAGUAUAAAUGCUAAACUCUAUGGUAAAAAGCAUCAAGAUGAACCACUGCUUGCAUAUUUGAAUGAAGAAUGUUUAGACACGACACAAGUCCACCUUCAUGGGUAUAUGAAUGAUCUUAUUAAUAACCAGCUUGAGAAUGCAAUCACAAACAGGCACCCUGUCAUUCAUGGCAAGCAGUGCUUCUGCCAGUAUAUAGAGAAGAAGAUUCUUCAAAAGAGACAUUAAAGUUCAGUUGAUAGCCUGACUAGCUUUUUCAAACCUUACCAAGUACAUAAUAAAUCAUCAAAAUCAAGUGAACUUUGACUGAUUAAAAGACGGUGGUCUUUGAAAUAUGGAGAUAGUUAAGUGUUUCAAGUUGCUAAAUAAUGUAAACAAAAGCAAUUAAGUGAUUUUAGCUUUUAAUAUUCUGUAAAUUAUUAACUGUUCAGAUUCUGCCUCAAAUACUAUUCUCAACAAAACAUAUACCGAAUGGACCGAGACAAUCUAGCUACAGUGGAGACGAUAACCCCAUUUAACGUGAAGUACGGCAAUCGCCAUGUUGCACGACAAUUGACGUGAAAUUAUGAAGCAUAAGUGCGCAUGUCAAUAGAUAAUAACGGCAAUUGCCGUCAUGUCCGUCAAGUGACGUGCAAUAUUUUGCACGACAAUUGACGUGCAAACUAUUAUCUUGUAAAAGUUUCACAUAUUAUCGGCAGGACAACACGCAGGCCUGUCAACUGUCCCG